Gasterosteus aculeatus aculeatus (three-spined stickleback) is the source of this 3779-nucleotide messenger RNA. Lineage: Eukaryota; Metazoa; Chordata; Actinopteri; Perciformes; Gasterosteidae. The record is from RefSeq and is a predicted model, not a curated record.
UAAAAUAUUUGGAGCAUCCUCUGCUACUGGUCAGGAGGAGCCACCUACCUCCCCUGCUACACAUGACUCUGCUGGAAUAGUCUCAGAGCCUCAGGAUGAGGACCAGCCAUCUACCUCAUCAGCUACACAGGCCUCUUCUGGAAUGGUCCUUCAGGAUGAGCUACCAUCAAUCUCCUCAGCUACACAAAUAUCUGAUAUUGAAGAUGAAGACCUCUUUGCCUGUACUUCUCCCCAGCAUGAGCCUUCAGAAAUGCAUGGAGCUGAACCCCCACUGAGCCUCACUGUUGAGGAUGAGCCUCUCUCAACCGACCCUGCUAACUGGCCCUCACAUCUGACUGACAGUAUUCGGACUGAGCUGGUUCGCAGAGGACCAAGUAAGGUUCCACCUGGCUUUGUUUUCCGUAGAAAUAAGAGUGAUGGGAGAUGUUGCCACCACCAAUAUUUUAUGAAGACAUUAGUAAGUGGUGAAAAGAUGGCAAGAAGUUGGCUGAUUUAUUCAAUGACGAACAACAGCCUAUUUUGCUUCUGCUGCAAUUUUUUUUCCAAGAGGAACAUUAAUUUAAGUGCAGCAGGGAUGGCAAAUUGGAAACAUGCAAGCGAUUACCUCACAUCCCAUGAAAACAGUAUUGAACACCUCAAUUGCAUGAAAGCAUGGAAGGAACUGUCUGUCAGGUUACAAAGUGGGAAAACUAUUGAUAACCUGGAGAUGGCACUUCUGGAGGCUGAGAGGGUCAGAUGGAGAGAAGUGCUGACACGUCUCACUGCUAUUGUGCAGUCACUGGCAGUUCGAAAUUUGGCUCUAAGGGGACACACAGAAACAUUGUUUACACCAUCAAAUGGACAUUUUCUCAAAGAGGUUGAACUUAUGGCCAUGUUUGAUCCUAUUAUGAAAGAACACCUUCACCGUGUUGAAAGAGGAACAAGUCAAAACAGCUACCUAGGCCAUCAUGUGCAGAAUGAGCUGAUUGAAUUGUUGAGCAGCCAAAUCAUCUCUGCUAUAGUGGAUGAUAUCAAGCAGGCAAAGUUUUUUUCUGUGAUUCUGGACUGCACCCCAGAUAUAAGCCACAUAGAACAGUUGUCAGUGGUCAUUAGAGUAGUGUCACUGAUGGAGAAGCCCCAUGUCAUGGAACAUUUUAGGGGAUUUUUGGAGGCAGAGGAGUCCACAGGCCAGAACUUGGCAUCCAUGAUCCUGACGAAACUUGAGGACUUGGGAAUUCCUUUUCAAGACUGCAGAGGACAGUCAUAUGACAACGGGGCAAACAUGAGGGGCAAAAAUAAGGGAGUUCAAGCCAGGCUCUUUGAAAAGAAUCCCAGAGCUCUCUUUGUGCCAUGCGCCGCGCAUACAUUGAAUUUGGUUGUGUGUGAUGCUGCUAAGAGAUCUGUUGAUGCUAUCAGUUACUUUGGUGUCCUGCAAAAGCUAUACACAUUAUUUUCAGGCUCCACCCAAAGAUGGGCCAUACUGAAGAAGCAUGUGGGCAUCACUUUAAAGAUGUGGGCAGAAACAAGGUGGGAGAGCAAGGUCAAAGGUGUUGAGCCCAUGAGGUACCACGGAGCUGCCGUGAGAGAGGCUUUAAUUGAGGUGAGAAACCACACCAAAGACCCUGCUGUAAAGGCUGAGGCCCAGUCUUUGUCUGAGGAGGUGGGGUCAUACCGCUUCAGUAUUUGCACAGUUGUUUGGUAUGACAUGCUACCUUCAAUACAGCAUGCCAGCAAACUCAUGCAGUCUCCUGAUAUGCAUGUGGACCUGGCUGUGAGUCUUUUGAAGAAGACUGAGCAAGGUCUCCAGAGCUACAGGGCAAGUGGCUUUGUGACUGCACAGAUGGCGGCGAAAGACAUUUGUGAAGAAAUUAAUGUGGAGGCUGUUUUAAAACAAAAAAGGCUGAGGUCUACAAGUCUAAGUGCUACUUAGACUUAGAGGUCUAAGUGCUACUCCUCAUAUGACUCACAUGAUGAGCCUAUCAGCGAUGCACUUAAGAAGUUGGAGGUUGGAUUCUUCAAUGUUGUCGUUGAUGCAGCCACAUCAGCCAUCAAGGAGAGAUUUUCCACAUUGGAAAAUGUGGGAAAUAAAUUCAGGGUGUUGACACAUUUCCCAAGUCUUGCAGAUGAAGAGCUGGUAGAGCAAUGCGAGGCACCACACUGCACUUAAGGGGGCACUCUGAUUUGGACAGUAGAAAGCUUGUGCAGGAAAUUAAGAACUUCCCUGACCUGCCAUCAAAGACCAUGAGCCUCUUUGAGCUAAUCACUUUUGUGCAUGACAAGGAUCUAUCAGAGAUCUACCCCAACUUUUGGACUGCUCUCAGGAUUGCACUUACUCUGCCAGUCACUGUGGCUCAAGCAGAGAGGAGCUUUUCCAAACUGAAGUUGAUCAAGUCAUACCUUUAGGUCAACCAUGUCCCAGAAACGGCUCACUGCCCUUGGUGUCAUCAGCAUCAAUCAUUCAAUAGGGGAGCAGAUUUCAAAGACAUUAUUGAUGAUUUUGCAUCAAGGAAGGCCAGAAACGUCAGAUUUUAGAUUUUGUUUGUGUUUUCUGUUCUUAGUGCAAUAGUGAAACAGUUCGAUUGUAUUUAGUGUGUUUCCACAUUUGUGUGAUGAAGAAUUUGUGCUAUUUACAAUAUUUAUUCUAUAUUUUAUUUGUAUAUUGUUCUUUUGUAUUGUAUAUUUUGUGCAAAUGUGUGUUUCCUGUUGUAAUUGCUCAAAGGUGGUCUCGCCCUGGGCGCCAUUAAAUGCAGAACCGCCCCUGCCCACAAUGUAAAAAGUAGUGACGUGGGUCGACGUGGCGCUGGGGUGAGGGUGGGGAGAGAGUGCGCCGGGAACUGCAAGGUUGGCGGUUUGACCUCCGGCUGCUCCAUGUCCCAUGUCAAAGUGUCUCUGAGCAAGACACCUAUCCCCCAAUUGCUCCCCGGGCAAAAAUGUAAAAAAGCCAUGGGUUAAAAAUGCAAUGUAAGUCACUUUGGAUAAAGGCGUCAGCUAAAUGAGGUGUAAUGUAUGAAAUACCCUCAAUUUGAUUUUUGGAUGUUGUCAUGGCACGUGACACGUGACAGCAUUUAAAGCCCUCACUGUCACAAUGAGGGCUUCAUGGAUGCAUCAUCAUCCAAUGAGAAUAAUGAUCUCAACUCUUUCAGAGUACGUAGACAGUGGACGCUCGGCUGCAGUGUGUGGUGUUCAUCACGUAACGUUUCGGCUCGGGAAAAUCUUCUUGUAAAUGAUCCCUUGUCCUCAGCAUCUAUAGCACUCGUACAGGACGUCAUCGCGGCUUAAGUCUGUCCCUAUAAAACGUUUAUCUAACUGAUAUCGCUCCUUCAUCAAUGAGGAAGGGAGCUGCCUUUUUUCCGGGGGAGAGAUGAAGUAAUCCAGCAGCUCAAAUGAACCUGCGCCGCAGCAGGUUCAAGUUUUUCAAUGUGUUGCUAUGGUGAUUUAGACAAACCUGCUUCGGGGAACCGAAAAACCUGAUCUACGUCAUCUCAUCCUGAAAAGUAUCCGGCUAACUCAGUUAGCCACGUACGAGGAAUAGCGCUCUGGAGAAAGAAGGGGAAGAUCAAAGCAAAUACCAAAAAUUAUGCUCCCAAUUUAUUAAAAUCGUUUGACCAUUUUAUGUCAUUUCUAAUUGUGCUGUCCUCGCUAAAAGUUGUUGAAAGACAAAACAUUUUUCUAACUAUACAGCCAGCUUGACAUAUAUUUUUCAGCACCGUAUUCUCCAAGGAACAGACGAUGGUUGUGUUGGCCGGCUUUAAUGCAGGAAAAUGUGGAUUUGUAAAACUGAAAAGAGCACAAUACAAAAG